GUGUCACACCAUCUACUGUCCGUGAAGCAAAGUAGUGGCCAAGCUAAUAUAGUGCUUUAAAUUAGUGUUCGUUAUUUUGUGUUUUAGUGAGUCCUUUUGAUGGACUGCGUGGAGGAGAAAGACACAGAAGCAAAUGCGCCUUCAGUUGUCGACAGAUAUUACACUCGCUGGUACCGAGCCGAUAUGAAGGGGAAACCGUGUGAAGACCACUGUAUCCUGCAGCAUUCAAACAGAAUAUGUGUUAUUACUUUAGCAGAAACCCACCCGAUCCUUCAGAAUGGCCGCACAAUCAAAAGCAUCAAUUACCAGAUCAGUAACGGCUGCAGUCGGCUGAAUAAUAAAGUGUCUGGGAAGUCCAAGCGGGGAGGGCAGUUCCUUACUGAUUUCGCACCUUUGUGUAGGAUAACAUGCUCAGAUGAGACUGAGUACACGAUCUACAGCUGCAUCCGGGGCCGUCUUCUGGAGGUCAACGAGAAUAUUUUAGAAGCACCUGAGCUCUUGCUGGAAAAGCCGUCCACUGAUGGAUACAUCGCUGUCAUCCUGCCAAAGUUUGAGGAGAGCAAGAGCAUAACAGAAAAUCUACUGAGCAGAGAGGAGUUCGAGAGCGUCGUCUCCAAACGUAGCGAUGCCCAGUCACAAACUUCCUGACGAAGCUCCACACUUUGGCUAUAGUCAAAUUUUCUGGGAGAAUUUCUUUCCCCUCACACUCACCUGCUCAGAGGAGGACUGAGAACAUUAUUGUGGAAAGCGGUGUUUUCAUCGGGUCACUUCUGAACUUUUGUGUACAAUGCAAGCACCGUGCCUCUAGGUUAUUAUAUACACAUUGUUUUCAUGUUUCAGAUUUUCAUGAAGGGUCCAGGAAGCAUUUCAGUUUACAGUGCUUUAUCUUUGGUUUGGUUUUGCUGUAGGAAGCAUGAAAAAUGACUUGCAUUCUGUUGUUAAAUAUUGGAAAUACUCUUCAGUAAAAAAUAUUUUUGUAAAAUAUCAAUGAAACGAAACAGUCAUUUAAGAAAAA
This is a messenger RNA of Amphiprion ocellaris (clown anemonefish), 1015 nucleotides long. It is a transcript of the gene abitram, whose product is annotated as actin binding transcription modulator. Gene Ontology annotation, molecular function: actin monomer binding; actin filament binding. The record is from RefSeq and is a predicted model, not a curated record. Bases 100 to 648 code for a protein of 182 amino acids. Gene Ontology annotation, cellular component: lamellipodium; dendrite; filopodium tip. The transcript is spliced from 6 exons. Gene Ontology annotation, biological process: regulation of actin filament polymerization; dendrite morphogenesis; regulation of filopodium assembly. Lineage: Eukaryota; Metazoa; Chordata; Actinopteri; Pomacentridae.